AUGCCGAGAUCUGGAUCAGAACCAUCGGCAAGCCACAUUGAGGAAUGUCCAAGAUAUGCAACUGUCAUUCAGAGACAACCUGGGAUCAGUACGAAAUCAGUAAUCAACGAAGCCCUGAAUACUCCAGAAAUUUUGGAGAUGAUCCUGAUUGAGUUGGAUAUGCGCACACUUCUCACAUCCGCUCAACGAGUCUGUCACACCUGGGUCAACAUGAUCAGCAACUCGCCGUCAAUCCAAAAGGCACUUUUCUUCACUCCGAUCAAGGACUCAGAAUGGGGAGAAAAUGUGGAAAUGCUCAACGCGCUAUUGACGGCCACUUUUUCUUCUAUAUUUCCCGCCAAGGGCAGACUGGAUGACUAUAAGCUCAACUUUUUCGACUUGACAAUGGCCAAAGGCUCAGCUAUGAAUCAAUUCGUACGAAGGAGCGCAAGCUGGCGCAGGAUGCUAGUCCAACAGCCCCCUAUCUCGGAUAUCGGAAUGUUCCAGGUUUACCACGGAAUGACCGGCGAUAGGUCUACCAACGGAUACAUACAAGGAUCCAAAUACAAUGAUCUCCGGAUGGAAAGGCUCUUCGAUCUUAUGCUCUUCAUUCCCAUGGUCGAAUUGUUGAGUUUCUCCAAAGUACGAAUGUAUUGGUCUACUGAAGAGCCGAUCGCCUUUGACGAGACCUACUAUAAUAUCAACGAUGAGUUCCAUCGGGUGAUGAGCAAGUUUGGUUUGGUUCUGUUUACACGGGAGAUGGCGAGGCGCUCCAUGGGCAGGAGGGGUCGUCUAAGUGAAGAGGAAUUUAUCAAAAUGAGCCUUGUCACAGCACAUAAGGAUUGGGGGUUUAAUGUUAAUUUAAAGAAGAUAGAUAUCAUAAAAUCGAUAAGCGAAGUAGAGAUGGGGAUAGAUGUGGAAGAGAAAGUGCACGAGAACAAGUGA
This is a messenger RNA of Penicillium expansum, 924 nucleotides long. RefSeq lists its product as uncharacterized. Lineage: Eukaryota; Fungi; Ascomycota; Eurotiomycetes; Eurotiales; Aspergillaceae. The coding region runs from base 1 to 924 and encodes 307 amino acids. The record is from RefSeq and is a predicted model, not a curated record. Gene Ontology annotation, molecular function: protein binding. The transcript is spliced from 3 exons.